This is a messenger RNA of Ahaetulla prasina, 5626 nucleotides long. RefSeq names its product cell division cycle 34, ubiqiutin conjugating enzyme (gene CDC34). The record is from RefSeq and is a predicted model, not a curated record. Gene Ontology annotation, molecular function: ubiquitin conjugating enzyme activity. Gene Ontology annotation, biological process: ubiquitin-dependent protein catabolic process; protein polyubiquitination. NCBI's taxonomy places the organism in Eukaryota, Metazoa, Chordata, Lepidosauria, Squamata, Colubridae. Bases 261 to 968 code for a protein of 235 amino acids. The transcript has 5 exons.
AGCACCGCGCGCGCGCUCUCUGUUGUCGUGCCGCCGCCUCUCAAGUGGUGCGGUUUGUUCGUGGCGCUCUUUCGGGUCCGCAGCGCUUCCCGUUCUUUCUCCUUUCCUCUGCCCAGGCCCGGCGCUGCUUCCCCGCCCGCUUCCCCCCUCCCCCUUCGCGGCCGGCGCGUUCACGCGAGUCCCCGGCUUCGCUCGAGGCCUACGUCCUUUUUUUUUUUUUUUUUUUUUUUAAAUCCGCCUCCCUCCGUCAAGCCGGCGACAUGGCGCGGCUGUCUGUGCCCAGCUCGCAGAAGGCGCUGCUGCUGGAGCUGAAAGGGCUUCAGGAGGAGCCCGUGGAGGGCUUCCGAGUCAGCCUGGUGGACGAGGGGGACCUCUACAACUGGGAGGUGGCCAUCUUCGGGCCUCCCAAUACGCAUUACGAGGGUGGCUAUUUCAAGGCUCGGCUCAGAUUUCCCAUUGAUUACCCUUAUUCGCCGCCUGCCUUUCGAUUCCUGACCAAAAUGUGGCAUCCCAACAUAUAUGAGACAGGAGAUGUUUGCAUUUCAAUUCUACAUCCUCCAGUGGAUGACCCACAGAGCGGAGAGUUACCGUCAGAAAGGUGGAAUCCUACGCAGAAUGUAAGAACAAUUCUUCUUAGUGUCAUCUCACUCCUGAAUGAACCAAACACUUUCUCUCCUGCAAAUGUUGACGCUUCGGUGAUGUACCGAAAGUGGAAAGAGAGCAAAGGGAAGGAUCAAGAAUACACGGACAUCAUCAGGAAACAAGUGCUGGGAACCAAGGUGGAAGCUGAAAGGGACGGAGUCAAAGUCCCCACCACGUUAGCGGAGUAUUGCGUCAAGACCAAGACCCCCGCCCCGGACGAAGGCUCUGACCUCUUCUACGACGACUAUUACGAAGACGAUGAGAUGGACGACGAGGUGGAAAGCUGCUACGGGGACGACGAUGACUCCGGCAACGAGGAGUCUUGACGAGGGAUUCCCUGCCCCGUCCCCCUUCUUCCGCCACCCCCCCUUCCUUCUCCCCCUCUCCCCCUCCCUCCACCGCUGCCUCCUGCUGCUGCACCUGAUAGUAGCAAUAAAUUACCUGACUCAUACUUGAACCCAGGAUGCAACCGGCUGAGACCUGGAAACCCCGUUUGGCCCCGAGACAAAAGGACCCAAAAAACUCUACCUCAAAAGGAAGACUCGGCUUCUGCUUGACUGGGGAGGGGGUGGGAGAUCUCCCGGGGGUGGGGGGGGGCUUUCAAGUGCUGUGCGUGUGUUUUUUGGGCUUCGGAUUUUUUAUUUUUCAUUUCCUUUUAUUCGGGGAGGAUUUGGGUGGAUGGCAGCGACUCCUGAGUUCAUCCUGAGCUGUUGCUCGUGGCCGUCUUGGCGGGGAGUUUCGGAGCCCAGCACCAAGGAGGCGGACGGUCUUUUUCAAGGAGGCAAGGAACCGAGCGGUGUGAGGUUUGGAAUCGCUUUUGGUGACGUGGGUGGUUUUUUUCCUCUAACAAAACAAAAAACAAAAAAAGCGCAAAAAAAAUGCAGGCCAAGAGAUUUGGGGAGAAUUCCUAGCGAGGAUUUCCUAGCUGUAACCAGGCAGGUUGGGGUGACAUUUAUUGGCCAGUCUGCACUUGUACAGCAGAAGCAGGUUUUGUGAAGUGGGUAUUUCCAUCUGGUUCGCUCUGGAGACGAAGCCAGGAAUUCUGAAGUUUGUUUGUUUUUCUUUUUCAUGGUUCCUUCCUUGAGCCGAUUCUAAAGCCAGGUCUCUCCAGACCACAGGUGUCUCGGUUCCGGCGUGCCGCCAAACUUCCGUUUGAUCAAGAUGACCUCCGUGAUGGUUUUAUCUGCUUUCUUUUCUCUUUCCUUGGCUUGACUUCCUUUUGGGGAGGGGCCCCCACUUCCAGAGUUGAAGUGCACAAGCCUUAAAGUUGCCAAGGUUGGAGACCCCUGUCCUAGAGAGCUCAUUGCUUGAUGUGGGACAGGCACUGGAGGGGAAAGAAGGUAGGAUAAGAGUGGAUAGAAGACACUCCACCUUCUAUACCAGCUUCAAACCAAGCAGCAUCUCUUUCUCGCCCCCCUCCCCUUUUUUUUCCAGGGAUCUCCAGCAAAAGUUAGGUAGCUCGGUAGGAGGCCACAGCUCUGACUGAGUAGGCCCAUACCUACAGCCAAGCAUGGGAUCCUUCAGCCAGGAUAAAUUAUGUUGUGGGGGAUGCAUGGAAGAGAAAGGCCCUUGGUCUUCCUCUUCUUGCCUUCUACAGGGCUCCCUCUCCUGGUUUUCAUUAUAGAGAGAAGACCUCCCCACCCCCCACAGGACACGUUGAAAAGACAAGUCACUGAUAGAAGAAAGAGACUCGGUCCAGCCUGGAUGCCUCCCCUUGAACCCAGAGAGAGAAGGUUAAAAGAGUGGAUUAACAAGGCCAGCAGCCAAUCCUUGAACUCCCUCAGAAACGUCCAAACUCAGAUGUUCCACGUCUGCUCAGAAAAAUCUGAAAGACCCCAGUUCUAAAAGACUCAAGACGCUCUUUAACGCGGGGAAUCUCCAAACUUGGCAAACUUUUAAGACUUGUGGAUUUGAACCUCCACAAUUCCCCAGCCAGCCUGGCCGUUGAAGUCCACAAGUCUUAAAAGUUGCCAGGUUUGGAGACCCCCUAGUCUAAAUGGACCCACUGGUGGCAGAGGUUUUUAAUGUAGGGAAAAAAGAAAAAAGAAAAGAAACAGCCAAUCCACCUCCUUCCAACUUCCCUUCAACAGAGUCUUUGAUGCUGAAUUGGGAGUGACUACUUCUUGCCCACCAGACAUAAUGCUGUAGACCUAUUCAUCUCCCCUCUGAUGGGUGGAGAUCCUAGAGGCCAGAGUGUGGCCCAUAGCCAUAAUUCACAGAGGUCACCUUAGUAUCUACCAGGACUUCCAUCCCCUGGACCAGAGGACUUGCUCAGCUCAUCCUUCCAGAACAGGGGUCUCCAACCUUGGUCCCUUUAAGACUUGCGGACUUCAACUCCCAGAGUUCCUCAGCCAGCUUUGCUGGCUGAGGGACUCUGGGAGUUGAAGUCCGCAAGUCUUAAAGGGACCAAGGUUGGAGACCCCUGCUCCAGAAUAUAGGAAAUUCAGAUGGGGUGCACAAGCUAGCUGAGAUCCCCUCGUAGCUGCUAGACUUCAGAUCUCAGCCAGAGGCCUUGGCAAAUAGCAUAACCGCUAACAAACCACGAUAGUUGAAGAUCUGAAGAACGUUCUCCUUUGGCCUGCUUGAGGGGGAAAAAACGAGCCAUCCCAGAGCCUUCGGGAAUGAGAGGCAUACAAGUAAACUAGUAAACGGCGUAUGAAAGCAAGGAUAGCAGGACAAGCUGUGAUUGAAAUGUCUUUGAAUAUUAGUAGCUCGGGUUGGUAGUUAAGACUGUUGGUUUGAACUCCGAGCUUGGUGGUUUGGCUGCAAAUGUUUCGUCCCCGUUCGAGGAGACACCUUCAGUGCGCAUUGAAGAUCUUCUCCUCAGAUGGGGACGAAACGUUUGCAACUAAAUCGGCAAGCUCGGAGCGCAAACCAACAACAGAACAAGCUAUGAUCCCCGUUCCUUUCCAUUGCUACCUCACUUAGCCACCAAAUGGGAGGCAGCUGUGUGGAAGAACACAGAACCACCACCCCACCAAAAGAAGCCACAUCAAACCCCCUCCCCAUUGGAUAUCUUUUCUCAAUGGGAAGUCAUCCUAGGUAGGAGAAAGUGGAAGUACUGAUUGUCUGGGCCUCUGGGUGAGAAGGCCUGCCCACAAACUCAAUAGUACCUAAAGAAAGCCUUAACAUGGUUUCCACUUUCAAAUUGUACUGAUUACAACAGGGAUGUCCAAACAUGGCUCCUUGAAGAAUGGUGGACCUCAACUCCCAGAAUUCCCCAGCCAGCAUGAGCUAUAAAUAUGACCAAAUUGCUGGCUGGGGAAUUCUGGGAGUUGAAGUCCACCACUCUUCAAGGGGCCAUAUUUGGACAUCCUUGGAUUACACAAAGCGGCCAACUGCAGGCUAAUCCUGAGGGGCCAUAAACCACCUUCAGAGCCUCAAACCAGUCCCGUGGGGCAACCAAUUCUCUGGUUCCCCCAUGUUCCUCAUCAUCAUCAUCGAGGGAGAUCCAGCGAAAACAAACACGGUUUUAAGUUUUGAAUGGAAUGAGAUCCUUUUGUAGAGAUUGUCCCCUGGCUUAUAGGUACCUUCUCCACACCUUCUAAUCCAGCCAUUCCUUGCUUGGGUUCAAGUGCCAAGAUGACUGUUCCCCAAAUCAAGGCCCCUCCCAUUUCAGUCUUGUAAUCACAAAUGCGUUGUAGUUCUCGGAUUGCAGGGAAUAUGCGCUGAUCUCUUUAUCGGGUCAUCUUCAAAGUACCUUUGGCCUAUUGCACCUGGAAGAGACUUUUCCCCUCUCUUGCGAACGGAGGCCGACUCAACGCAGUGAAGGAUCUCGAGACGCACUUGACCAGGAAUUCGGCAUCUGGGACGGUCUGCUAGUUCCCUAAUGGCAGCCACAGCUGAACCACACAGCCUUCCCCAUCGUCUACCAGAUUCGAAAGUGGUCCGUUCCAAAAUAGACCGUGCAAGAUCGUAAGGUGUUCUAAGCAGGCAACCACCCCACCGCAGCUGCUGUUCAGCACUAAGGUUCCCCCAGGGAAGAUCUGUAGGGCUCCCACAAAGUUCUCCCAUAUCUUCUAAAAAAGUAACUGGUGCGCUUUGCUUUUGAAGUCUCUCUCAACAGGAGCUUGGCCCAGAAAAUAGCAUCUAGAACAGGAGUCUCCAACAUUGGUCACUUUAAGACGUGUGGACUGAGGAACUCCCAGAGUUCCUCAGCUGAAUUCUGGGAGCUGAAGUCCACAAGUCUUAAAGUGGCCAAGGUUGGAGACCUCUGAUCUAGAAGAGGUACGACGGCGUUUUCCCAACCGUGGGAACUUUUAAGACGUGUUGGACUUCAACACCAGCCAGCAUGGGAAUUCUGGAGUUGAAAGUCCACACGUCUUUAAAGGUUCCCAUGAUUUUGGGGAAACGCUGCCCCUAGGAGAUAAGAUCCCAUGCCAAGGACAUCUCUGCCAGGUUCUGUUGCUCACUUUCAUGACUCCCAUUGCAGGACAACGUCACAUCUGACUUAGCCAGGAAGUUGGCUCUAAAAUAAAUAAAUCUGCCAGCACCAGCAAGUUGUAUAGCAUCUGGUUUGUCUCUCUCUCUCAUUCUCUCCUGCAUUCCUGCCUUUUGAAAUUUUAUUCCUUUUGAGGAGUUCUCUCUUCCCCCCCCCUUCUCUCCCCAAAGAUUUGACGUCCAUCUUUUAGAACGGAUGUGGGGUGAAUUGCCCACUUCAAAAUGGCCUCCACUCUGCUGUAGAAAAAGGACUUUGCUAAAUCCAAGUUUUCCUUUUCACAAGCAAUGAAGGGUGCGUGUCCCGGGGAAGGAGGGUGUCUUUUUAAUUUAUUUUUACCCGGGGUCCCCGUGUCUCACUGAGCACUGAAUGGAAAUCCACUCUUGCUUGCCUUUGAUGUUGCUUUCCUGAUUUUGUGAGAUUUAUGCCCCUUUUCUCUAGGGUGGAAUUUGCUAGAAUUUGCACCUGGGGGGAGGUAAUGGGGGGCUAUUAGGAAGCAGGGGGAAUCUAAUGGGUAAAAAUCGACUGUUUUGUAGAAUUGGGAGG